GAAGCAUGGACCAAGGGCGGACAGAGGAGUGGGCAGCAAAGCUGGCUCUGUUGAAGUGCUAAUGUUUAUUCUAGGACUUGGGACUUCUGCGUCCUGAACUCGUGAGACAGGACAAGGUGCCCUGCCCCUCCCACUGCACCGAGCAGAGCCAGGCGGAAGUGGCCACUGCCCUGGGCUCAGGCCACAGGAGCACACUCCAGGCUGCGGAACACCUCUACCUGCCUCUACUUCUCUGCUUUGCCAGUCUCUACCACUUAACCCUGUCCUUGACCCCUAAGGUGCCGGCACGUCCUCAUGGUGGGCAGCGUGUGGGCAGCUCUGGGGCUCACCCUGACCUGCAUUUCCGCCCUCAGUCUUGUCUCCCCGGCCUGGCUGCAGACCCCCAAUUUCUCCUUUGGCAUCCUCACCUACUGCUCCUCACCUCAGGACAAUUGGAACCAGAGCUGUGAGACUUUCGGGUCCCUGCAGGAUAUUCCUGAUUUUGCCUGGAAGGUCUCGGUUGUGAUGCUCCUUGGAGGCUGGCUCCUGUUGGCCUUCAAUGCCCUUCUCCUCCUGUCCUGGGCCUUUGCUCCCAAGGGGCUGUGCCACAGGAGGGGCGGUGGCCCCAUGCCAGGAGUGCAGGCAGCAGCAGCCAGCACCAUUCUGGGCCUGCUGGUUUUCCCCAUCAGCCUGGCCUCCCCGUUUGCCAAGGAAGCCUGCGAGACCUCCUCCCUGUACUAUGCAGGGAAGUGCCAGCUGGGCUGGGGUUAUGUGACAGCGAUCCUCAAUGCAGUCCUGUCCAGCCUCCUGCCCAUGAUGAGAUGGCCCCAAAAGACCACGGUCCAGGGAAGGGUCAUUGUCUUCUCCAGAGACUCAGAGAAAAUCGUCCUUAUGCCAGAAAUGGACACAUGAAAAUCUCCCAGAAGAGCAGGACGAGCCCAGGCUACAUGAGAUCACCACACAGCCAUGUCCACCCCCCACCGUCAUCACCGCUUCCUUGCCGUGUGACCUCAUGGGAGUCGCUUCCCUUCUUGGGACACAUUAUUUUCUCUUUUAUAACCUGGAAGUUGAAAGAAUGCCUACCUCAUAGGGCUGUUGGGAGAAUUCAUCGGAGACAUUUCUGUACAUAGAGCACGUUGAAUCAUGUCUGACAUAUAAUGCUCAAUCAACAUCAACUAUGUGUGUCAUCAGAGGACGGUGGGCAGGGGGAUUAAAUGUACUAAGAAAAAGUGCCAGGGCUGGUGUUGUAGUGUGGCCGGCUAAGCCUCCACCUGUGAUGCGAGCAUCCCAUAUGGGCGCUGGUGCAUGUCCUGCUGCUCCACGUCUGAUCCAGCUCCCUGCUUAGGGCUUGGGAGAGCAGUGGAGGAUGACUCAGGUCCUUGGGCCUCUGCACCCACAUGGGAGACUCCAGAAGGGGCUCCUGGCCUCGGGUCAGCUCAGUUCUGGCUGUUGUGGCGAUUUGGGGAGUGAGCCAGCGGAUGAAUGAUCUCUGCCUCCUCCUUUCUCUUUGCUUUUCAAAUGAAAAUAACUAGGUCUUUUUUUAAAAAGUGUCUAAGACAAAUCUGAACACAUAGUUGGUGUGCAGAUGGUAUGUCUUUUCAUGAAUACUAGGGAAUGUAUGCAUGUUCUUCCUCUCCCCUGCCUUUAGAAUUUUAA
Ochotona princeps (American pika) is the source of this 1635-nucleotide messenger RNA. It is a transcript of the gene LHFPL7, whose product is annotated as LHFPL tetraspan subfamily member 7. The record is from RefSeq and is a predicted model, not a curated record. Bases 295 to 891 code for a protein of 198 amino acids. NCBI's taxonomy places the organism in Eukaryota, Metazoa, Chordata, Mammalia, Lagomorpha, Ochotonidae. Gene Ontology annotation, cellular component: membrane. The transcript has 3 exons.